AUGGAUCUGAGGUUAGAUUAUUCAAAUAUCGAGCUAAAACCAUUUUAUGCUAGUAGUGGUGCAGUUGCAUCUAUAUCCGAAGACGGUUCAUUGCUCGCUACUGCAGUGGUCGAUGAGAUUAAUAUAGUGCAAUUGGCUUCACCAUGCAAUAUAGCUCAUAAGAUUGAGAAUGAUGAUGAGCAAGAGAUUACAGCAUUAAAGCUUACCCCAAAUGGCGAAUACCUGGGCUACGUUUCGCAGGCGCAAUUACUUAGAAUUUAUCACCUUGCCUCGAAAAAGAUUGUGAGGUCGAUGAAGGUCUCGUCACCGAUUUAUGUCGUGGACUGCGACGAAACUUCAACUCUUCUAGCAUUAGGUGGUACUGAUGGUAGUGUGAGUGUGAUAGAUAUUGAAAAUGGAUACGUUACGCAUUCAUUUAAAGGACACGGUGCCACGAUUUCGAGUUUAAAGUUCCAUGGCGAAUUAAACAGCGACAAGUGGAGAUUAGGAUCUGGGGAUACUACCGGUAUGGUCAAAAUUUGGGAUCUGGUGAAAAGAAAGUGUUUGCAUACUAUCCAAGAGCACACUGCGGCCGUUAGAGGUUUGGAUUUUCGUGAAUACAAAGACAACAUUCAACUUUUGUCGGGAGGAAGGGACGAUAUAGUAAACCUUUAUCAAUUAAAUACCAGCAAAAAAGUGAAAUUACUGAAGACUUUGCCAGCUCAUCAGCAAAUUGAAUCGUGUGGGUUUGUCAGAGGUGGGAAUCAUAAUGAUCUAAUUUAUACAGCCGGAGGGGACGCGGUGUACCAAAUUUUAAAUAUCGAGAACGGAGCUAUCAUUAAACGAACAGCGAAGCCUGUCGAAGAGCUUUUCAUAAUAGGUGUACUCCCUUUUUUGAACUCGAGUAAAAUGUUCCUUGUUCUGUCAGAUCAAACACUAUUUUUGAUCGACAUUCAAGAGACACUUGCUAGUGAAAGUGAAAUUAUUGACAUAAAGCUGAAAAUCGCUGGAAAUCACGGCACAAUUGCUGACAUGAGAUUUGUUGGGCCUGCUUUAACCAAACUAGCCCUUGCUACUAACUCCCCUGCAUUGCGGGUGAUUCCUACAUGUGAUUUUGCUGCAAAGGAUCAAAAAACAUCGGAAGAGCCACAGAAUGAAAUUUGCGUUGAAGUUGAGUUGUAUGAAGGACAUUCGGACUUGUUGAAUUCUUUAGAUGCCACUGCAGAUGGUCUAUGGGUUGCAACGGCUUCCAAAGAUCACACUGCCAUCCUUUGGAAUUUUAACGUCGAGUCAAAAACAUUCGAGCCCUACGCAAAAUUUAUUGGACAUGCAGGAUCGGUUACUGCUGUAGGUCUUCCAAAUGUGAUGCAUCGCGAAUGGCCGGAAUACUUAAUUACUGCCUCCAAUGAUCUGACAAUUAAGAAGUGGGCUGUUCCAAAACCGACAGAUGUUGGAGGAAUUCAUAUUGUGAAAGCCUCUGAUUAUACACGUAGAGCACAUGAAAAAGACAUAAAUGCACUUUCUAUAUCUCCAAAUGAAUCAGUUUUUGCUACCGCGUCCUAUGAUAAAACAUGCAAAAUUUGGAACUUGGAUACCGGUGAAUUGGAAGGAGUACUAGCAAAUCAUAAACGGGGGCUAUGGGAUGUAUCGUUCUGCCAGUAUGAUAAACUGCUCGCUACGUGUUCUGGUGACAAAACAAUUAAGAUAUGGUCCUUGGAUAACUUCUCUGUGGUCAAGACCCUUGAAGGUCAUACAAAUGCCGUUCAGAGGUGUUCCUUCCUAAACAAAAAUAAACAGAUUGUAAGUUCGGGGGCAGAUGGCUUGAUAAAGUUAUGGGAUUGUUCUACGGGUGAAUGUGUAGGAACAUUAGAUGCUCAUUCCAAUAGAAUCUGGGCUUUAGGUGUCUUAAAUGACGGUGACCAAUUAGUCUCAGCAGAUGCAGAUGGUGUAUUCCAAUUUUGGAAGGAUUGCAGUGAGGAAAAGGAAUUACUUAAUCUAGAAAAAGAGAAAGCCAAGAUCGAGAAUGAGCAAGCGCUGAAAAACUACUUAUCUCAAGGCGAUUGGACUAAUGCGUUUUUAUUGGCGAUGACCUUAGAUCAUCCAAUGAGGUUAUACAAUGUUUUGAAACAAUGUGCAUCGAAUUCGUCUCCAGAUCAUAUCUUCAAUGAAGAGAUGGACGCUGUCAUUGGAACUUUAGACAACGAUCAAGUUUUAUUGCUAUUGAAAAGGUGUAGAGACUGGAAUACUAAUGCAUCAACACACGCAGUGGCCCAAAAAACGAUCAGAUGUGUUUUGGUUCGUCAUAACAUUGCUGAACUGACUGAAAUUCCUGGUAUGAUGCAAAUUGUCGAUGCACUUGUCCCAUACACACAAAGACACUACUCUAGAAUUGAUAAUCUUGUAGAGCAGAGUUAUAUUUUAGAUUAUUCAUUGGCAGAAAUGGAUAAUCUACUGUAA
Lachancea fermentati is the source of this 2436-nucleotide messenger RNA. The record is from the annotation of a GenBank genome assembly. Lineage: Eukaryota; Fungi; Ascomycota; Saccharomycetes; Saccharomycetales; Saccharomycetaceae.